ACUCUCUCCCCUCCUCCGCCAUGUGAUGACGGACAGACUGUAUUACCGGAGCGAUGCUUGAAGUCACUCUCAUCAGCAACAAAGCGAAGCGACAGCAGCAGCAGCACUGACGUAAACUAUCCACCACAUCACCGGAACAUACGGACCAGGACCGACACCAUAUCGUCUCCUCCGAAGGACAUAUGGAAACGGAGCGCUGAGAGAGACGUGAUGAUGCUCGGACUCCGAUUCACGGCAACAUUUCAAAUGCGCGUUAAAUGGAGACUCAUGACAAGAGAUGCUGCAGGGUGCCGCAUUGCCUGGCCGCUUGAUGAUGGUAGGAUAGAGCAGCGCUUUUAACCGUGAUGCUCGUUCUUAGAUGCUUUCGGGGUGGGAUUUGUAGUCGAUUGAAUGCCUCAGAUUUGAUCAUACGCAAACUAAGACGAUUUCAGCUUGCUUAAGCCAUACAUGCAUACACAUAUACACUCGAUUACCACGACCAGAUGAAUGUGAAUUUACGUUGCAGAACAAGCAUUAAUAAACCCACAAUACAGGUGAAAUCAGAAGGAGUAUAUGAGGUGAACUAACAGUGUCGUAGCUUACACUCAGGACCAUCUCUGAAGUCAGGUUUUUAUUUGCAAGCGCUGCAGUGAUAGGGCUCUUUAUGAUUGAUAUUUUCAUCAUCAGUUAGGAAAUAUAUAUUGAUAGUAUAUAGAGUCAGUCUUGGUCCAGUGUAAGGACAAUGACUCAUUUACAGGCAGGCCUCUCUCCAGAAACCCUGGAGAAAGCCAAGGUGGAGUUAAAGGAGAACCCCGACACAUUACAUCAGGACAUACAGGAGGUGAGGGACAUGAUCAUUACCCGUCCAGACAUUGGCUUUCUCAGGACAGAUGAUGCUUUUAUCCUGCGCUUUCUUAGAGCUCGGAAAUUUAACCAUUUCGAGGCCUUCCGCCUCCUGGCCCAGUACUUUGAGUACCGGCAACAGAACCUUGAUAUGUUCAAGAACCUCAAGGCCACCGAUCCGGGGAUCAAGCAGGCUCUGAAGGAUGGAUUUCCUGGGGUUCUGUCCAAUUUGGAUAGAUAUGGGAGGAAGAUUCUGGUUCUGUUCGCGGCGAACUGGGAUCAGAGCAGGUACACUUUUGUGGAUAUUCUGCGAGCUAUUUUACUUUCCCUGGAGGCAAUGAUAGAAGACCCCGAGCUACAAGUAAAUGGAUUUGUCUUGAUCAUUGACUGGAGUAACUUCACUUUCAAGCAAGCUUCCAAGUUAACCCCAAGCAUGCUGAGAUUGGCAAUUGAGGGCCUACAGGUAACACAAUUGUCUGUUUUUAAUCUUAUGUUUUAAAAAAAUCAACGUGGAUAUAACAAUGCAUUCUUUCAAUUUGUACCUUCAUGCAUAUGUUUUUGGAAGCAAUCCAACAUCAAAUAUGUAAUGUUCAUAAAGUGUGCUUCAGGCGUGAAUAAUAAGAAUUGCAUAGGGAAAUUCUGGAUGUGUGAGGCAGAACAGGUGCUUGUAGAGGAAUCCCCCUCCCCUCAAAC
Molecule: messenger RNA, 1515 nt
Organism: Carassius auratus (goldfish)
Lineage: Eukaryota; Metazoa; Chordata; Actinopteri; Cypriniformes; Cyprinidae
Product: clavesin-2-like
Exons: 2
Coding region: 722-1321 (199 amino acids)
Biological process (GO): lysosome organization
Cellular component (GO): endosome; clathrin-coated vesicle; trans-Golgi network
Molecular function (GO): phosphatidylinositol bisphosphate binding
Source: RefSeq, a predicted model, not a curated record